AUCAAAGACAAAACUCUUCCCUCUUCCGACAAAAACAUGAUGAUCGGAGAAACUCGCCUGUCCUACCCAACGGUGGAGAUUCCCACAUGGGAAGAUCUCACACCGUCGAUGAACAGCCCGGACUACACCGUCCUCGAAGCCUUAGCUGCGUUGCAGCGUUACGAACCGGAUCCGGAUUCCGACCCGGAACUAUUCGGGUCGGACGCUUACUCAUGCGAUCACUUCCGCAUGUACGACUUCAAAGUCAGGAGGUGCGCGCGUGGCCGUAGCCACGACUGGACGGAGUGUCCGUACGCUCAUCCCGGAGAAAAGGCUCGCCGGAGAGAUCCGGCGAGGUAUAAAUACUCCGGGACGGCGUGCCCGGAGUUUCGGAAAGGAGGAGGGUGCAAGAGAGGAGACUCGUGCGAGUUCGCUCAUGGGGUUUUCGAGUGUUGGCUUCAUCCUUCUCGUUACCGGACUCAGCCGUGUAAAGACGGUGGUGGCUGUCGCCGGAGAGUUUGUUUCUUUGCUCACUCGCCGGAUCAGCUUAGGUUUGUUAGUAACCGGAGCCCCGACCGGGUUGAUUCGUUUGACAUAUCGUCUCCGGUUCGUAGAGCGUUUCAGCUCUCGGUUUCGCCGGUUUCUGAGCCGGUGAGUCCGAGAGCUGACUCGGAACUGAGUCGCUCACUCGGGUGUAACUAUGUGAACGACGUCGUGUCGUCGUUUAGGAAGUUACAGUUUGAGAAUGUGAAGUCGUUUCCUUCUUAUAAUAAUCCGUUACGAUGCUACCAAGCGGGAUUCGGGUCGCCGAGAGGAUCCAUGUUGGGUUAUGGGUUUCAGAGUCUUCCUACAACCCCGAUCCGACCCGGAAAUAUGGAUAUUUGGGAGGAAGAGCCCGCAAUGGAGCGGGUCGUGGAGUCGGGUAGGGAGUAACGUGCAAAGAUGUUUGAGAAACUGAGCAAGGAGAAUUGCAUGGAACGUAUUGAACCGGAUUCGGGUGAAGGUCCUGAUGUCGGGUGGGUAUCUGAGCUGGUGAUGUAGGAAAGAUCCGACCCGUACCUAGAUAUCAAAGUCUCAUUGAUAAGGCAGUACAAUCAAUAUCGGCUUUUUUGGGAUCUCUUCUAAGGAAAAGAGGAGGAGAUCUAGAAGUGUGUUCAUAUUAUUAUUUACUAAUUUCGUAUUUAUCCUAUGGUAAUAAUAAUUAAAUGUGGAUUUUUGUGGAGGAUUUUUUCUAAGAAGACUUUGUAAUCUCGUUGUAUAGAAAUGGCUUAGGGUUUUAAUUAUGGAACAUUAAUAUAUAUUGUUAUAAUAUUUUCGUCUUUAUAAUGUUAAAUGUAACAUAUUUGUUACUAUUAUUCAGUGAAUGAAUGCUAAUUAUC
Messenger RNA from Eruca vesicaria subsp. sativa (arugula), 1358 nucleotides. The record is from the annotation of a GenBank genome assembly. NCBI's taxonomy places the organism in Eukaryota, Viridiplantae, Streptophyta, Magnoliopsida, Brassicales, Brassicaceae.